AAACAGCUCCAGGAGAGAAAGAGAGGAGGGAGGAGAGAGCCGCAGCCCCGCUUUCAGCCUGAAUGGGCUCGUCGGUUAGCUAAGCUUAGCAUCGUCCGACUGCACCGUUAGAGAACUCCCGUGUUGUUUUCCUCUCCGCCCCCCACCCCACCCCCUCUCCCUCGUGUCUCUCCCCCACCCCUGGCUCCCCCCUUCCCGCUUGCAUUCCCCGCCGCCGCACGUCUCCAAGAUGAUGAAGUUUAGGUUCCGUCGGCAGGGAACCGACCCGCAGAGAGAGAAGAUAAAACAGGAACUCUUCGCCUUCAGCAAGACUGUGGAGCAUGGGUUCCCUCACCAGCCCAGUGCUUUGGCCUUCGACCCCAAACUGGAACUCAUGGCCAUCGGAACCAAGUCAGGAGCCAUCAAAGUCUACGGGUGUCCAGGUGUGGAGUUCACGGGCCUCCACGGAGACACCACGGCCGUCACACAGAUCCACUUCCUGCCCGGACAGGGCCGCCUGCUGUCGCUGCUGGACGACAACACGAUCCACCUGUGGGAGCUGGCGGCCAGAGAGGAGGGAGGGGUCACGAGAGAGGGCGUGGUCUGUCUACAGGAAGUGGAAAGCUACAUCCUCCCAGGAAGACCGGGCAUUGAGGGCUGCAGUGCCACUCGGGUGACCGUCCUCCUCCUGCUGAGGUCGAGCGACCUGCUGUGCAUCGGAACAGAGGGAGGGGGUGUCUACUUCCUGGAGUUGCCCCGCCUCUCGCUGAAGGAGAACCAGACGCUGCUCCAGGAUCAGGUCAUGCAGAGCCUGCCAGAUGAUUACAGAUGUGGGAAGUCCUUGGGGGCGGUGGAAUCUCUUCAGGAACAUCCCCAGCAGCCGGGGAAGAUUCUGAUUGGCUACAGCCGAGGCCUGGUGGUCCUGUGGGAGCUGACCACCCGGCACGCCGAGCAGCUCUUCCUGGGCAAGCAGCAGCUGGAGAGCCUGGUGUGGGAACGCUCUGGAAACAUAUUUGUCAGUUCCCAUAACGAUGGGGGCUACUCUGUGUGGGCUGUUACCAACGGCAACACCUACAAUCACCAGCCAGUGUCCUCCUCCAUCCCAUACGGUCCAUUUCCCUGUAAGGCCAUCAACAAGGUCCUGUGGAGAACCACACAGACGGGGCCUCCAGUGUUGCUCUACAGCGGCGGGAUGCCCAGAGCGAGUUACGGCGACCGCCACUGCCUGACCAUCCAGCAGGGCAAAGACCACGUCACUCUGGACUUCACAUCGCGAGUCAUCGACUUCUUCACCGUCCACGGCGUCGAGCGAGAGAACGAGUUCGACGAAGCGUCCGCGGUGGUCGUCCUGCUGGAGGAGGAGCUGGUUGUGAUUGACCUCAAGACCCCCGGGUGGCCGUCGCUGCCCACGCCCUACCUGGCCCCUCUCCACUCCUCGGCCAUCACCUGCUCCUUCCACGUCGCCAGCGUCCCGCCCAAACUCUGGGAGAGGCUGGUCGCCGCUGGCAAAGCGCAGCAGGGCCGUCGGCACGCACACGGGAAGUGGCCCAUUUGUGGAGGGAAGAACCUCGCUCCUCAACCCAAACAACAAGAGCUGCUACUGACAGGGCACGAGGACGGCACCGUGCGGUUCUGGGACGCGUCGGGCGUCGCUCUCACGCCGCUGUACAAACUCGGCACGGCCAACGUCUUCCACACGGACUGCGACCCCUGCGACGACCCUCAGGACCCCGGAGACGACCCCGACAUGCAGCAGGAGGAAGAAUGGCCUCCGUUCAGGAAGGUGGGCUGUUUUGACCCGUACAGCGAUGACCCCAGGCUGGGCAUCCAGAAGAUCAGUCUGUGCAAGUACAGCAACAAGCUGGUGGUGUCUGGAACUGCUGGGCAGGUGAUUGUUCUGGGUCUGAGCGACGAGCGCUCGGACCACUCGGUGGACGUGUCGGUGGUCGACCUGCUGCAGGACCGCGAGGGCUUCACCUGGAAGGGCCACGACCGGCUGGAGCCGCGCCUCAAAGCCGUCUCCUUCCCGCCGGGCUUCCAGCCGCUGGUGCUGGUGCAGUGCAUGCCCCCGGCCGCCGUCACCGCGGUGGUGCUGCACGCCGAGUGGAACCUCAUCUCCUUCGGGACGAGUCACGGGUUCGGUCUGUUCGACUACCACAGACGAAAUGCAGUGCUGGCCAGGUGCACCCUGCACCCCAAUGACUCGUUGGCGAUGGAGGGCCCCCUGUCCCGAGUCAAGUCCUUGAAGAAGUCCUUACGACAGAGCUUCAGGCGCAUCCGCAAGAGCCGCGUGUCAGGCAAGAAACGGCCCAUCGCCACGCCCACCAGCAAGGUCCAGGAGGCCAACGCUGCUCUGGCCGAGCAGGAGGACGUGGCUCCGAUCCAGCGGAGGAUCGAGCCCCGGUCCGCGGACGACUCUCUGUCCGGCGUGGUCCGCUGCCUCUGCUUCGCCGACACGUUUCUACGCGACGGUACGCACCACGGCGCCACCCUGUGGGCGGGCACCAACUCGGGCAGCGUGUACGCCUACGCCCUGGAGGUGCCCGGCGUCGGCUCGGGGCGGGGCGGAGCCGGCGAGGCCGGCGUGUGCGUGGAGGCCGUUCUGGGCAAAGAGAUCCAGCUGAUGCACCGGGCGCCCGUGGUGUCCAUCUCCGUGCUGGACGGCCGGGGGAAGCCGCUGCCGGACCCGUACGAGGCGUCCCAGGACCUCGCCAUCGCGCCGGAUAUGACCAACGCCCACUCCGUCCUCAUCGCCUCGGAGGAGCAGCUCAAGGUGUUCUCUCUCCCCAAGGUGAGCGCGAAGACCAAGUUCAAGCUGACGGCGCACGAGGGCUGCCGGGUGAGGAAGGUGGCGCUGGUGGUGUUCGGCUCCACGGCGCAGGAGGACUACAGCGAGCACGUCCUGGUGUGCCUCACCAACCUGGGCGACAUGCACCUCUUCAGCAUCCCCGGCCUCCGGCCACAGGUUCGCUACGACUGCAUCCGUAAAGAGGACAUCAGCGGCAUCACGUCCUGCAACUUCACGAAGAACGGCCAGGGGUUUUACCUGAUCUCUCCCUCAGAGUACGAGAGGUUCUCGCUGUCGGCCAAAGUCGUCACGGAGCCGCUCUGCUCCGUUCAGAUGGACCGGCCGCUGGAGCUCAGCAGCGACGGUACGACGACGCAGGCCAACGGAACCCACAAGAACCAGAUGGGUCAGGCCGAGGGGUCAACAGAGGAUUCUCCCAGCAGCCUCUCCUCCCCCGUCCUGGACUCCCCGCUCGACUCCCCCCUCAGCUGCGCUGACAUCACCCUCGACUCCACCGGAGAAAUCACCGUGGAGGACGUCAGGGACUUUCUAACCACUGUGGACGAGGCGGAGAAUAACCUGAAGAACAUUAAAGAGGAGGAGGGACGCUCCACCGGCAUCCUCAUCAACUGAACAGUUCUACAGCGAGGGGCUCAAAGUGUUCUGGAUGGACCGGAUUUCAGUGCUGGACCACAAACGUCUCCCAUCGCCCCACUGUUGAGCCCCGGACCAGCACUCUGCACAGACUGGGAGGGAAGCCGGAGGAAACCGGCCUUGAAGACUCGUGUGUGUUUGUUCCACUGGAAGAAGAACUACAACUUCUUCUUCUUCUUCGUCUUCUUCUUGUAUAACCACUUUGGAAACACGACAGUGGCUCCCCCGUGGAGCUGGAGAGACGCCUGGACGGACGUGUAGCUGACUAUUCUGAUUUCAUGCACUGAAAACGGAACUUUUUUCUUCUUCUUUUUUUUUCUCCUCCAUCAUCCAUCGGGGCGCCGCCCAGAUGCGCGCCUGUCGAUUCCUUCGUUGGACUGUUUUGCACGUUGCUUAGCGACACCAGAGCCUCAUGAAGGACCUGUGUUUAAGAGGUGAGGGUGUACAGCAGGUACAGAAAGGGAGCAUUGUGGGGGUUCAGGACAGUAAGGAAAGGAAGUAUGUUGAAUAUUGAAGUGGGUCAGAUGUAUGUUCGGUUGAAACGCUUUACCCAGAGUCCCCGGCGGUGUGUGUACAUCAGCUGCUUCCUGUCAAGGUUUUCAGAAGCUCUCUGGAUAAUGAAGGUGUGUUUUUGUAAUACAAAGAUCGAUGUUCUAUUACAUGUGGGGUUUUUCUUUUUGUUUGGCUUUUGGAAAAAGUAAAAGAUAUUUUAAUGACUAACAGAAAGAGGGGACGCAAGAUGAGAGAAUUCACAGAGUUCAAAGGAAACCGGAUGUUAAGAGGGGAACUGUACGUACGGAGGACCGGAGCAGAUUCAGGCUGAAUAAUAUUUUUUUGAAAUGCCUUUAUUGACAAACGCAUGGGCCCAAGUUGCAAAUACAUGUCUUAAUAUUUCACUUAAACUUUGAUUAAUUAAUUCCGUUUUUUUUUUAUCAAGCAAAAUCAGCAACGGUUUAAGGAGCUCAGUUUGUUGUGAUUAAUGUUCCAGUUUUGGUGAAGAAAAGAGGAGAAGAAUGUGGUGAACAAAGCGUUGCUGAAUCCUCGUUUCUUCAUCUCAUGCAGAAAUCUUUUCGACGGGACUCAGGGAAGUGUGUGUGGCGAGGGAAGCGAAGUGUAAUGUACUGUGUACUAUGAUGCACCCUGGAGAUUUAUUUUGUGGGUUUCUGUGAAUCGGUGCAUUCUGGGUAAUAUUGGCUAGAUGUGGAGCUUUGAUCAGUAUUUUUAACCCUUUUUCUUUUUUUUUUAAAUGAAGAAAAACGUUUUACUGUGUAAAUAGAGAAAUAUAUAUAUACAGUAUCUUUAGGUUUACAGAAGACGGGUUUAUAACGCCACGCCGACGAUGGAGGAAACGUUGGAGCUCCUGUCGUCGCGUAAAACCGCUCAGUAUUCAAGCUUUUUGAUCACCUCGCGUAAAACUAAAUAAAACUUAAUUAAAAAAAGGGACCUCACUACUAACUAAUGUUACUCAACAUGUAUGAACCAUGUUAAUGCUCUCUCACUUUGGUGUUCGCUUGUGUUGGUGCUCUGGAUGACACACAAAUAAUUAACUCCUUGAUGCUACAGCUGGCACCAUUUACUUUUUUUUCCUUUUUUUUUAUUCGAUUAAGAAAAAAUGUGUUUCUACUUUUUUGUCAUUCAGUUUUGUGUGUAGGAUUUUAAUUGGGUCAUUUCGCGUUUUGGCUGAUGGAGAAUUGUGAAUGUUAAUAAACUUAUUUACUCUCUGUAGGAA
Molecule: messenger RNA, 5150 nt
Organism: Pseudoliparis swirei
Lineage: Eukaryota; Metazoa; Chordata; Actinopteri; Perciformes; Liparidae
Gene: llgl1
Product: LLGL scribble cell polarity complex component 1
Exons: 24
Coding region: 230-3400 (1056 amino acids)
Biological process (GO): cortical actin cytoskeleton organization; regulation of Notch signaling pathway; regulation of protein secretion
Cellular component (GO): cortical actin cytoskeleton; cytoplasm; plasma membrane
Molecular function (GO): myosin II binding; GTPase activator activity
Source: RefSeq, a predicted model, not a curated record